Messenger RNA from Drepanopeziza brunnea f. sp. 'multigermtubi' MB_m1, 537 nucleotides. RefSeq lists its product as uncharacterized. Lineage: Eukaryota; Fungi; Ascomycota; Leotiomycetes; Helotiales; Drepanopezizaceae. The record is from RefSeq and is a predicted model, not a curated record.
AUGGCUCGCUACUCUUUCUACCUGCUCUCCGCAGCAGCCUCUAUCCUGCCAGUCUUCGCUCAGAUCGGCACCAACUGCAACAUCGUCUCGACCGUGAUUGUCGUUUCUGGAGACACCCUGGGUGCCAUUGCCACCGCCAACGGUGUCACUGUUGACCAGCUCGCCUACGUGAACUCCAUCACCAACGUCAACUUCAUCGCCGUCGGACAAAGCAUUUCCAUCCCCAACCCUGCUUGUCAAGCUCCUGCGCUCCCGGUGACCCCCCCGGUCACAGCCACCUGCUCCCAAACCAGUGACCCUACCUACACCGUUAAAUCGGGAGACACCCUCACCAUCAUCGCCGAGACCAAGUUGGGCAUCACCUUGGCCGCCUUGGUCGCCUCCAACCCCCAGAUCCAGAACCCCGAUGCCAUCGCCGUUGGCGACAAGCUCAACGUUCCCCUCUGCGCCCCCCCGGCGACCUCCCAAGCCGGUGGGUACACGAUGGACAAGGCUCCUACCUACAAGAGAAGCGUCAAGAACCGCGCCGUUGUCUAG